Messenger RNA from Nerophis lumbriciformis (worm pipefish), 2490 nucleotides. RefSeq names its product retinoic acid receptor gamma a (gene rarga). The record is from RefSeq and is a predicted model, not a curated record. Gene Ontology annotation, cellular component: transcription regulator complex; nucleus. Gene Ontology annotation, molecular function: RNA polymerase II cis-regulatory region sequence-specific DNA binding; nuclear receptor activity; nuclear glucocorticoid receptor binding. Lineage: Eukaryota; Metazoa; Chordata; Actinopteri; Syngnathiformes; Syngnathidae. Gene Ontology annotation, biological process: cellular response to corticotropin-releasing hormone stimulus; retinoic acid receptor signaling pathway; regulation of transcription by RNA polymerase II.
GUUUGUGGUCCGGGUUUGAAAUAUCAAAGGCGAGCACAUCUGACACAAAAACGAGUAGAAUAGGAAUUAAGUUUUGUCCUCUAACCAGAUCAGUUCUUCCUCCGGCACGGCCUCCGGUGCUCCUCCCCUCCCAUCGCCUCUCAUCCCCUCCCUUUCUGGCAUUCUAGUGCUCUCUCUCCUCCCCCCUCUGUGAGCGUCAUGCUGAGGCAGUUGGUUCACUCCGCCGUGUCUGGGUCUCAGGGAGAGUGGUGAGAGGCUGUUAUUUAGGUCUGUUACAGCAGACAGGGAGCAGCACACUUAAAGGCAGGGGGGGAAACGACAGAGUCAGCACAGCCCAGCUCCACUCGGCUAGGCAGGGACCAAGCUCUGCAUUCCUUGCUGCCUGAGAAGGGAAAGAGCAAAACUCAGGCAACAGAGUGACAGCAGCAGAUAAGCUCGGAGAGGGAAGGCGGCAUUUCCAGUCGGCGAGCUGUUGCUGCAGUUUGUUGCAGCCCCUGACGUGAGCAGCAGGGCGGCUGAGACUGAGGGCUUGUAGAGAGAUUUUUUUCCUGAGGGGUGGGGGGGUGCCAUGUUCGACUGCAUGGAGGCGUUGGGAAUGGGCCCCCGUCAGCUCUAUGAUGUCACCAGCCGCGGCGCAUGCAUGCUGCGGAAGGCGAGCCCCUUCUUCGCGGGGCUGGACCCCUUCGCUUGGACGGGCAGUGCCAGCGUUCAGUCGGUGGAGACCCAGAGCACCAGCUCGGAAGAGAUGGUACCCAGUUCUCCAUCACCACCUCCCCCACCUCGGGUCUACAAGCCCUGCUUUGUGUGCCAGGACAAGUCCUCGGGGUAUCACUAUGGGGUCAGCUCCUGCGAGGGUUGCAAGGGUUUCUUCCGUCGCAGCAUCCAGAAGAACAUGGUGUACACCUGCCACCGAGACAAGAACUGUCAGAUUAACAAGGUCACGCGCAACCGCUGCCAGUACUGCAGGCUGCAGAAGUGCUUUGAGGUCGGCAUGUCCAAGGAAGCGGUACGCAACGACAGAAACAAAAAGAAGAAGGACGUGAAGGAGGAGGUGAUGCUUCCAGAGAGCUAUGAGCUCAGUGGAGAACUGGAGGAGCUUGUCAAUAAAGUCAGCAAAGCUCACCAAGAGACCUUCCCCUCACUCGGCCAACUGGGCAAAUACACCACCAACUCCAGCUCAGACCACCGUGUCCAGCUUGAUCUGGGCCUAUGGGACAAAUUCAGUGAGCUGUCAACCAAAUGCAUCAUCAAGAUUGUGGAAUUUGCCAAGCGGCUGCCAGGUUUCACCACCCUCAGCAUUGCUGACCAGAUCACACUUCUUAAGUCUGCCUGCUUGGACAUUCUGAUGCUUCGGAUCUGCACACGCUACACUCCAGAGCAGGACACUAUGACCUUUUCCGAUGGCUUGACUCUGAACCGAACGCAAAUGCACAACGCUGGCUUUGGACCCCUAACAGACUUGGUGUUUGCCUUUGCUGGCCAGCUUUUACCCCUGGAGAUGGAUGACACAGAGACUGGUCUCCUCAGCGCCAUCUGCCUCAUCUGUGGAGACCGCAUGGACCUGGAGGAGCCCCAGAAAGUGGAUAAGCUGCAAGAGCCUCUGCUGGAGGCUUUAAAGAUUUACGCCCGUCGUCGUCGCCCCAACAAGCCCCACAUGUUCCCCCGCAUGCUCAUGAAGAUCACGGACCUCAGGGGCAUCAGCACCAAAGGUGCGGAGAGAGCCAUCACUCUGAAGAUGGAGAUCCCGGGGCCGAUGCCUCCUCUGAUCCGGGAGAUGCUGGAGAACCCAGAAGCCUUUGAAGACCAAACCGAGCGCAACGACAGCCCCCCACCCCCGCCGCCCCCGCCGCCACCGGCCCCGGCCCUGGUGCUGAAGCAAGAGGUCGAUGACGAGGACGACAGCUGGGCCACGGAGAACGGCAGCGAGCCGUCGCCCGAGGAGGAGGAAGAAGACGAGGAAGAGGACGAUGCGGGCGAUGACGAGAGAGACAGGGGCUCGGACAGCGACGGGGAGCCGUGGGGGGUCCUGGACGCCAUAGACGGCUCCCGGAAAGGCCUUGUAGGGAGGGCUCAGUGAGCAGCCUAUUUCAUACACAUGCACUGAUUGAUGACACACACACAUAGAUAACCUCACUCCAUCUCCCGCAUCAAUAAAAACAUGGCCUUCCCCCCCCUCCAUCUCGGUGUCCUCCACAGAGGAGCCUUAUGAGUUCACAGCCAUUAAACUGUGCCCCACGCACUCCACCACAAGUGAACUCCAGACAGAUAAAGCUAAGGAGAGACGACAGUUAAAAACAGCGCAAACUCCCGGCGAGGCCGAGAGGGACGUUAACAUGACAAAAAGAAGUGACCCUCUCCAGUCUCUUUGUCUCGACUUUUGUUGUUCCUAACUGGACAGGACAAAGUGGAACAAUCAGAACUUAAUAGUUCUGGUUAAUCACAAAAAGCACAUUUCUUAAAAAUGAAACAUGAGUACAAGGCAAAACCAAA